Molecule: messenger RNA, 1591 nt
Organism: Cannabis sativa
Lineage: Eukaryota; Viridiplantae; Streptophyta; Magnoliopsida; Rosales; Cannabaceae
Exons: 6
Coding region: 1-1467 (488 amino acids)
Biological process (GO): proteolysis
Molecular function (GO): cysteine-type peptidase activity
Source: RefSeq, a predicted model, not a curated record
AUGAGUGUUCCAACUGUUAUUUGUAGGUUCACUGCAAAGGCCAGUAAGAUAUCUGGUCGAAAGAAAAGGGCUAAAUGUAGUGAAUCAUCCUCCCAAAAACAAGAAAUUCUUCAACUCAAAAAAGAAAUUGAAGAAUUGAAGAAAAAAUUGUAUGUUGCACAAGAACAAGAUGAUGGUAAUGACAACUCCUCAGAAGAAAAUGAUGAUCACUUAGAUGAUCAUCAGGAGUUUGGAGGGUACGAAGAUGAUAAUCAGACACCUCCUGUCAUGUACAACUUCUCAUCCACUAAUAACAACGAAGUACUUUUGUGUUCAGACAACAUCCAUAAUAUAGUGGCCAAAGGUGUGCUUCUGGAAUCUGUUAGUCCAGUAACAAUUCAUACCGUGCAGUAUAAAGAAGGGAUUGCACGAGUUUUAAUUACCGAACAACUUCAAGAGGAGGCUGAAAUUGCUCAUCCUAUCGAAAAUAUCCGAUAUGUCUAUGAGACAAAGGACACAUUUUUUCCUUGGCCAAAACAUUUAAUUUUAAAUUUGGAUAAGGUUCCCAUAUUCCCGGAUGUCGCAUCCACCCAUAAAUCAUCGUCAAAGGGGAAGCAGAUAGCAACCCCUCACAGAUCACCGAAUAAAGGGAAACAGAUAUCAACUCUUCCUGCUAUGUCUUCGGCUGGAUCACAAUCAAAUGUCAGGAUAGAGCAAAUGGACAAGAAUGCAACAUUCAAGCCGGAGGUCUGGGCUCAAAUACCUGUAUGUCUCCACUUUUUAGUUGAAGAAUUUAUAAGGAGGAAAGGGAAGUGGAGCGUUGUUGAAGUUCCAACUGAUCCAGACUUCAUGCCACCUCGCACACAUAUUAUCUUGUCAUCAGAGGAUGUAGAGCAGGUUGGAACCUUAAAUUUUAUUGGAUGUCAAGGCAUGAUCUUUGGAAUUAGAUGCAUUUGGGAGGAUUUAACGAAUAUGCGGGAGUAUUUCAAGUUCUUUGACCCAGAGCUACUCAAUGCCACGGACAAAGAUGGAAUUGUCCACCAAGAAGUUGUUAUCAAAUUGGCUGAAUGGUUGAAUACAAUGAAUAACAAAUCUCAGAUGUUCUUCAUACCGUGGAACUACGAACGUCAUUGGAUGCUUGAGAUCGUUUGUGCUGGGAAGAUCAUUCACUUGGACCCUUGGCUUAGACAUAAACGCCCUAAGAUGACUAUUGACCUCACACUCCAAAGGGCAUAUGAACUACUCGGAGGUUCCAACGAGUUACUUGGAAUAUUUCCAGGAGUAACCGUUGCAGCGUGUCCAAAACAAACAUUAGGAAUUGAAUGUGGUUUUUAUGUACUUAGGUACAUUAAUGACAUUGUGAAAGCUCUAAAUUCAUUCGUUAUUAUAAGAGAAAAGUUUGGAAAGAUGGACACAUACGAUGUGGAGACGAUGCUGCUACCACUGCAACAUCAAUGGUUAUCGAAAUUGACACGAUACUUGUACUAGUUAACUUUAGACUUUUUAUUUUAGGCAAUACUUAAUUUGUGUAUUUUUUUUAUUAGUAAGGACUUAACAUAUUUUGUAAUGUAUACUUUAACUUUGUUAUAAUAUAAUUACAAUGUCUUUUGUA